UUUUUUUUUUUUUUUUUUUUUCUUGGUCUUGGAAUUAAACUUCUCCAAAUUAUCUCUUGUUUUUUAAUUGAAAUUUGAGCUUGUUCUUUCUUAGCAACUCUCUAAUCUUUUAUAGUACUUUGUUCGUUUUGUGUUAUGAUAUGUAUAUAUAAUAGAUUUUAUGCACUAUCUGUAUGUGGGUUUGCAGUUUUUUUAAUCUGUCAGGUUUUUGGUUGUGGUUGUUGAACUUGCUUUCUGGGUUAUCGUCCUGGUCUUUUAUUUUGGUAGUUUAACAGUGAAAUUUAAAUGGUAAUACUUGAUUCUUGAAUAUUUGAUUUAUAUUUAAAUUCUUAUUCUGUAUGCAUAUUUUUCACACAUCCAAUACACAAUACAAAAGCAAAACUCUGGAAUUCCAUGCAAAAUCUUGUGGUCCUAGCAGAUCUUGGACAAAGUUGUAUUGUUAAGAAGAGAAAGAUACUAUAUUUUGCUCAUAAGAUAUGCUAGCUAUUCUUAUUAUCACAUAUAGAUGAUUUGUUUCCCAAAAAAAAAAAAAUUCAUAGAUUAUGAAAUUACGUAUUCUAAUGUAGUUUUAUGGUACCCACCAAUUUCGCUUUAUCUAAACCAUGAUACAUAGAGGCACAAACUAUAAAGAAUGUUCUUCUACAUCUUGUCUAUAUCAUUGAUAGGGAAAAUUACCCUUAUCCCUAUGUUUGCUUAAUAUUAUCAUUGGUGUGUUUUAUCUGAUUGUAAUAUCAUCCAUGGACAUGAUGUGAAACAAAUUAAAUUAGUCUCUUGUUUGGUGGCUUUGAGAAAAAUUAUCGGAGAAUAGUAAGACAUGUUAUUGAUCUUCUGUGUGUUGUUCAGUUGCAGACCUCAAUUCUUCAUGCUACUUGUAUAUCCUACAAAGCUGAUGAAACUGAAACCAUGCAACUAUAUCACCAUCCAUACACUUUGAACAGCCAAAGAGUUAGACUCGCUUUGGAAGAAAAAGGCAUCGAUUACACAUCAUACCAUGUAAAUCCUAUAACUGGCAAGAACAUGGAUGCCUCAUUCUUCAGGAUGAAUCCAAGUGCAAAACUCCCCGUUUUUCAGAAUGGUGGCCACAUUAUUUUUAACACUAUUGAGAUAAUUCAUUAUGUGGAAAGGAUUGCGGUUGUCUCCUCAGGCGGUGAUAAUGUCGCAUUUAGCACCAGAGAAGUCAUUGAAUGGAUGCAGAAAAUACAAGAAUGGAAUUCUAAGUAUUUCACGCUUUUGCACAUCCCAGAGAAGUACCGCAACUAUGUUUCCAAAUUCAUAAGACGGGUGGUUAUAGCUCGAAUGGCUGAGUCUCCUGAUUUGGCAGGUGCCUACCAUCGUAAGUUAAAAGAAGCAUAUGAGAUGGAAGAGAAGUUGAAAAACCCAGAUACUUUGAAGCGGGAGAAGGAACAUCUCAUUAGACUUCUUGAUGAAGUCGAAACACAGCUCAAUGAAACAGCUUAUUUAGCAGGGGAAGAGUUUACCAUGGCAGAUGUGAUGUUCAUUCCCUUGCUGGGUCGCUUGGCGCUUUUGAAUUUGGAGGAGGAGCACAUCCGUAACAGGCCAAACAUCGCUGAGUACUGGAUUUUGGUGCAGCAGAGACCUAGUUACAAGAAGGUGAUUGGCAAGCAUUUUAAUGGGUGGAGGAGAUACAAAACAUUGAUGAAAACCUGGUUCUUGGUUCGUGCAAGAACUAUGCUAAGAAGAUUUUGAUAAUAUGAGUUGAAUAAAUCGGGAAAAAACAAAUGGAGUGGUUACCGUUCGAUGCUGUAAAAGAAAUUUCAAGUGUACGUAUUAGUUUCUUUUUUGGCAUUUUCUUCUUACUUUUACUGGAAGAUAUGCAUAUGCAUUGAAUGGAAUACAAUUAUAUUGGUUUAAAGGUUUAAACAGAAACAAAGAAACAUAUUUCUGAGUUGAAUCAUUUUGAUGCUUUUUACAGAA
This is a messenger RNA of Ziziphus jujuba (common jujube), 1935 nucleotides long. RefSeq names its product glutathione S-transferase TCHQD. Gene Ontology annotation, molecular function: glutathione transferase activity. The record is from RefSeq and is a predicted model, not a curated record. NCBI's taxonomy places the organism in Eukaryota, Viridiplantae, Streptophyta, Magnoliopsida, Rosales, Rhamnaceae. Bases 904 to 1707 code for a protein of 267 amino acids. The transcript has 2 exons.